UGGAGCUCGUUUUCACUCAUUCAUCCCGGCUGGGAUCCACAGGCCUGUUUCUGCCCCUGGUAGGUAUCUGCCCCAUGGAGCUCGUUUUCACUCAUUCAUCCCGCCUGGGAUCCACAGGCCUCUUUCUGCCCCUGGUAGGUAUCUGCCCCAUGGAGCUCGUUUUCACUCAUUCAUCCCGCCUGGGAUCCACAGGCCUCUUUCUGCCCCUGGUAGGUAUCUGCCCCAUGGAGCUCGUUUUCACUCAUUCAUCCCGGCUGGGAUCCACAGGCCUCUUUCUGCCCCUGGUAGGUAUCUGCCCCAUGGAGCUCGUUUUCACUCAUUCAUCCCGGCUGGGAUCCACAGGCCUCUUUCUGCCCCUGGUAGGUAUCUGCCCCAUGGAGCUCGUUUUCACUCAUUCAUCCCGGCUGGGAUCCACAGGUCUGUUUCUACCCCUGGUAGGUAUCUGCCCCAUGGAGCUCGUUUUCACUCAUUCAUCCCGGCUGGGAUCCACAGGCCUGUUUCUGCCCCUGGUAGGUAUCUGCCCCAUGGAGCUCGUUUUCACUCAUUCAUCCCGGCUGGGAUCCACAGGCCUGUUUCUGCCCCUGGUAGGUAUCUGCCCCAUGGAGCUCGUUUUCACUCAUUCAUCCCGGCUGGGAUCCACAGGCCUGUUUCUGCCCCUGGUAGGUAUCUGCCCCAUGGAGCUCGUUUUCACUCAUUCAUCCCGGCUGGGAUCCACAGGCCUGUUUCUGCCCCUGGUAGGAAUCUGCCCCAUGGAGCUCGUUUUCACUCAUUCAUCCCGCCUGGGAUCCACAGGCCUCUUUCUGCCCCUGGUAGCCAUCAUUAUUAUUCAUAUAAUACUAAACCACUUUAUAAUGAGUGAGACUUAUUACAAUGUCCUACCUGAUUCUCCCUCACUGAUUGCUCUAUUUAGUCAGCCCUUAUGUACAAUAUGUAAUAACAAGACGGCCCUGGUGAACCUGAGGGUGAGCAAUGUCAGUGUACACUUAAGGCAAACACACAAAAACAGGAAUGAGCUGCUCUCAUUCGCCAUGCUCACCUCCUCCAAGGCUCCCUAACGUGGGUCUGCAGGUAUGGAAAUGAGCUCGGUUAUUGACGAUGCACUGGGAACCUCAAGACAAAGAUGGAGAUGACCCAGACCACCUGGCUCCUCACUGAAAGCAGUCCAGUGGGGGAGGGCAGGACCCCGAUUCCCCUGGAGCUCAAGCAAAAGGCAGAAUAAAUAUGGAUAAGAAACAUGGCUAACUAGCGCUGUUCAUGUUUGCAGAUGUUCAGCUAGCAUACAGGCCUCUCUCCCAUAUAUACUACCUCCGCUGAGAAUGGGGUUUUGUUGCCUAGCAACCAUGUCUUCUUUGUUCAGCUCUGGGACUGUUGCCUAUGGAUGAUAUGUAAUAAA
Molecule: messenger RNA, 1393 nt
Organism: Brienomyrus brachyistius
Lineage: Eukaryota; Metazoa; Chordata; Actinopteri; Osteoglossiformes; Mormyridae
Exons: 2
Coding region: 75-1055 (326 amino acids)
Source: RefSeq, a predicted model, not a curated record